This is a messenger RNA of Oncorhynchus keta (chum salmon), 5430 nucleotides long. RefSeq lists its product as uncharacterized. The record is from RefSeq and is a predicted model, not a curated record. NCBI's taxonomy places the organism in Eukaryota, Metazoa, Chordata, Actinopteri, Salmoniformes, Salmonidae. The transcript is spliced from 6 exons. Bases 1746 to 4469 code for a protein of 907 amino acids.
GCAAGCCAGUGACUCAGCCCCGUAACAGGGUUAGAGGCAGAGAAUCCCAGUGGAAAGAGGGGAACCGGCCAGGCAGAGACAGCAAGGGCGGUUCGUUGCUCCAGAGCCUUUCCGUUCACCUUCCCACUCCUGGGCCAGACUACACUCAAUCAUAUGACCCACUGAAGAGAUGAGUCUUCAGUAAAGACUUAAAGGUUGAGACCGAGUUUGCGUCUCUGACAUGGGUAGGCAGACCGUUCCAUAAAAAUGGAGCUCUAUAGGAGAAAGCCCUGCCUCCAGCUGUUUGCUUAGAAAUUCUAGGGACAAUUAGGAGGCCUGCGUCUUGUGACCGUAGCGUACGUGUAGGUAUGUACGGCAGGACCAAAUCAGAGAGGUAGGUAGGAGCAAGCCCAUGUAAUGCUUUGUAGGUUAGCAGUAAAACCUUGAAAUCAGCCCUUGCUUUGACAGGAAGCCAGUGUAGAGAGGCUAGCACUGGAGUAAUAUGAUCAAAUUUUUUGGUUCUAGUCAGGAUUCUAGCAGCCGUAUUUAGCACUAACUGAAGUUUAUUUAGUGCUUUAUCCGGGUAGCCGGAAAAUAGAGCAUUGCAGUAGUCUAACCUAGAAGUGACAAAAGCAUGGAUUAAUUUUUCUGCAUCAUUUUUGGACAGAAAGUUUCUGAUUUUUGCAAUGUUACGUAGAUGGAAAAAAGCUGUCCUCGAAAUGGUCUUGAUAUGUUCUUCAAAAGAGAGAUCAGGGUCCAGAGUAACGCCGAGGUCCUUCACAGUUUUAUUUGAGACGACUGUACAACCAUUAAGAUUAAUUGUCAGAUUCAACAGAAGAUCUCUUUGUUUCUUGGGACCUAGAACAAGCAUCUCUGUUUUGUCCGAGUUUAAUAGUAGAAAGUUUGCAGCCAUCCACUUCCUUAUGUCUGAAACACAUGCUUCUAGCGAGGGCAAUUUUGGGGCUUCACCAUGUUUCAUUGAAAUGUACAGCUGUGUGUCAUCCGCAUAGCAGUGAAAGUUUACAUUAUGUUUUCGAAUAACAUCCCCUCCCUAGGUGGGGAGACUUCCUUCUCUGUUAUCAGUUUCACAUUGGUCAAAGGUUGUCUGCCACAGUUCCUUGCCUGCUAAUAGUCCCUCUUUCUUAUGGACAAACAUUAUUUAUCAUUAUACAGAGACAGGGUAGAAUUCUGUUAGUUAUAGUUCUACGUUAAAUGUAUACAUCAUUUAGUCAUUAUUCAUAAAAUUCAUAACACACACAUACACAAUCCAUGUCUCAAAAAUCCUUCUUGAACCUGUCUCCUGCCCUUCAGCUACUCUGAUUUAAGUUGAUUUAACAAGUGAUAUCAAUAAGGGAUCAUAGCUUUCACCUGGAUUCAUCUGAUUAGUCUGUCAUAAUGUUUUUUUACACUCAGUGGCCUACUUAUCCCAAAACAUCAUUUUCAAAUCCCUGUUUUGUGUUGUAUAUUAGGCCUAAAUUAAUAUCAUCAGUGGUGAAAAAAGUACCCAAUUGUCAUACGUUGUUUAGGUAGACUGAAUAGGUUUACAUGCCUGGACACCCAUUGAUAGAAGCUGCGUAUCUGGACGGAGAACACUGUUGACGGCACUGUCACUGAAUAUUACUCAGAAAUACACAGCGCGUCAUUACUUUGAUGUGUCUAUUCUUCAUGCGUUGAAGCCUCCUUGUUAAGGUACAUAGACGUAUUGAAGAUUGCACAUUGGCUAGUAUUUUAUUGAUACUAUCUGAAAUCAUCUGAAGGCUGCAACAAUGAUCCAGCAGAACAAUAACAACAACUACCCAUGCCUGGAGAUGUCUGGCUCCCCCAGGGAGGUGCUGCAGAAGUGCCAAAAAAGCAAUCUUUCCUUCACCAGACGCUUGGAGCUUGGGGACAUGCCCUUAGUCAAGGGCCUUCGGGCCUGGGCUGCGUGCUCCAAGAACCGCAGGAGGGCAGCACCUCCCCCCAGGUCCCAGGGAACGUGCCCCAGGCCUGCAGAUGUCUACCCAGUGGGACAGUGGGGCAGGCUGGGUUAUGGUCUGGGGCUACCGCUGGACUCCAACUAUGCCUCCAACCCCAGACAGACAGGCCUGGGGGCACUGGUGACUGUGGCCACGUUGAAGGCCUCUGAGGGAGGUGGUCAGACUCAGACAAGCUGUCUGUUCCUCAAGACGGAGGGUGGAAGGUGCCUCUACUCUACAGGCAGUCCAAGGCCCUGCACUCAAAGUCUGGUCCCUCAGUCCCCCUCCACGCUGGUGGGCAGCUGGCUGAGGGAUAAAGUGGGAGGGGUCAGGGACUCCUCCAUGGUGGGGAAAAUGGGGGUGCAGGAUAUGGGAGGGGCCUUGGGGUCAUACCAGGUCAAAUCGAGGUCAGCCCAGAGGUGGAGAACAUCCUGCAAGCCUGUGGUUUCCAUCCAGGGGAGAACACUCCGGAACAGGGAGAAUGCUGGCGAGCCUACCCUGGAAGGGAGCCAGGAAAGCAGGGACAAAGGGGAGUUUCCCAAAGCUGGUCAGGACACUCUGAGUGGAAAACAAGACCGAGGGAGUACUAGAAGCCCCAAAUGCAGUCACGCUCAGACCAAGACCUGUACCCAGUGUCACGGGCGGAGAGGAGGGCAGGGGAGCAGCGGGGGUCAGAGGGGAGCUGCCUCUGUAUGUGAGCAGGAUCAUUCGAGCUGCGGUGUGGAGGGGAUUAAGGAGAAGGAGGAGGGGAAAGUGCAGGAUGGCACUGGUCUCACCCGGUCAAAGCCCUGUGACUCCUCCCUGCCUCCAGACAACGCUGACCCAGAAAACUGCAGCAGUGAUGUCGGGGACCGGGGAAAGCCAGACAGCCCACGCGCACAGGAGGGGCUGCAUCCUGAAACUUCUCUCAACAAGGAGCACUUCCAGGACAAACUAUGGGAUAAAGACAUACAUACUGGAGGCAACGAUGUGGCCAGUGGUAUCAUGAGUCAUGUGGAAGACUUUGAUGGCAUGGUGGGUGCUGUGAUUGGGUUUGUGGAUCAUAUCAAGUCUGCAGAGUGUGAUUCAGAGAGGCUAAGGGGAACCGGGGACAUAGCUGAGGGGAAGCUGCCCAACAGGUGGAUCGAUAGUCAAACUUCAGAGAGCCACUGCUGCUCUGAGAGAAGCUGCCUCGAAGACUGCUCCACUCAACCACCCAGACCAGUAGAGGGCAGCAUUUCUACUGCUCCUGAUGAGACAGGCUAUGGUCAGAUAAAUCAGGAAACUAAAUCAGAUAGUCAAUACAAUAAGCUUUGUGAGAAAUGUCAGCCAGAAGAAAAAGAUCCCGUGGCAGUGGAUAAAGAAGGUUUACAGGAAUCUGUACAUGGCCUCUGUGAGGAAGAGGAGAUCGGGGGGGAGGAGGGGAUCCAGUCAACAGCACCAGACAUUAGGGAGCUCUGUGGGGAGCAUGGAGAGAUACUGCCUGAGGUCAGGAGCACAGAUGAUGAGGCCAGGCUGGUAAAGGGAGACAUCAUAUCCCAGAGAACUGAGCGAGGGCCUCACUGGGCAACGGAGGAACAUGAGUGCGAGGAGAAUUGUAGGAUGGAAGCGAGGUGUUUUUCAGAUUUACCAGCUAACCUAACUGAAGAGGCCAUAGUAGGGUGGAGGAAGGCAGGGACUAGGCAGUUUAAUUCCCGUUUACAAGGCUCUGCUGUUGCUGGCCCUGCUACCUCUGUCACACACUCGCCACCUAAUCUGGCCUCCUCAAGAGCCAUGGCAACAAGCCUCCCUGCUCCGAAUGGGGGGCAGACAGACGCUGGAGGUGGGGCUCUGGUGCCUCUGCUACGGAGCCCAGGGGAGCAGGAGUGGAAGAGGGGCCCGGACGAGAGCAAGGUGGCCUCCAACAGGGGGUUCCUGGAUGGGGGGCCAGAGGGGGAGGAUGACUUUGGGCUUUUCAUGCAGGCAGAGGAGCAGCUGCCCUGGGACGACAGCUUCACUGCAUCACCCCUAGUGCCUUCUGGGAAAAGUGAGAGUGUUGGUUGGACAGACAGCUCAUUCCAACAAUCAGAGGAUGCCUGGACAGCCUUCCCAAAGGAUACAGCGGGAGAAGGGCAAGACACAAGAGAACAGUGGUGGCCCACAAAUGCUGUGGAGGAGACAAGGGGCAGAUUCUCUGCCACGCAAAAUGUGAACAAAGUGUUUGUGGAGGCCUUCCCGUCACUGUCUACUCCCCUGUAUGAUCGUGAUGCUGUUCCCACACUCAGCCAGCUCCUCAGAGGCGUCUUGGAUCAUGAAAGCCUUGCAGAAGAUCAUGGCUUACUCGAUGGGUUCCAUGACUUGAACAAGAUGUUUGGCUUAAAAUAUAAGAGGGCAAAUGCUGUUUCCCGUGAACCUCUUCUACAGUCGCUACAUUUGGGCCAGUGUAACACGGAAAAUAUGACUGGGCACAGAGCAGCCAACUACAGUCCCUCUCUUGGCCUCUCCUCGUCCAGUCAGCAUGCACAGGCCUGUGGGAAGAGACGUUUAUCGUAUGUCAACAAGAACAUCAUGGAAUAACCAAAAUGUCCACUUUCCCUGACCUUCAACAACACAUUUAGCCUUUUUCAUGCAUGUCCAUGCCAAACCACUAAUGGGACACAGUCUUCAUCUCCAUGGGGAGAAAUAACUAAACAUUUCACAAGAUUCAGAACUCGGAGGAUGCUCUCCUUGGGCCGACUGGACCACCUGACUAUAUGGUGAUCCUUAACAAUGCCCUGUAAUUGCUUUGCCUUCGCUGGAGUUAGAUCACCGAUGCAUACCUGUGACAAAUUUGAUCAAAUUAAGCACUAAUUGUAAUUUUUGUCUCACAGAUAUUUUUAAAAUACAUGCAAAUGUUUAACAUUCUUAUAAAUCUUAUUCUUAUGGACUAUAGGAAAUGUUAAAGUAAUUAGUGUUUGCCCGGAGAAGUGGAUGUCUAUACCCCCCUCCUUUGUUCACUCCCACCCUCUUUCUCACACACACACACACUGACAUGGACACAAACAACAAACACACACUAUCCUCUCCCGUCACGUGAUCUGGCCCAAACGUGCCGGUGACAACUCUGGAGCAGAAUAUACUGUAGGUUUAGCCAACAUUGGAGCUCACAUGGAUCACAGCUCCAUUUCUUAUUAUCAUAGUAAAUAAUGACCAUGUUUUCUGAAAUGAUAUCCUUUAAAUUGGGGGUGUUUCUGGCUGUCAGAAUACAGUUGUUUUGUGCUGGCAAAGAGAAAAUGUGUUAUUUUACCAGCACACGUUUGUUUUAGAUCACAAAAAGCAGUCAAGUCCUAUUUAGAUUAUAUUUGUUUCUCUCUUGAUUGUUGUUUGUGGGUAACCCAGGGCAACUCAGUAGGCCUACAGAAAAUGUAGUGAAUGUUUGUCAUUUGUACAUAAUAUGUAUUCCUCAAGAAAAAUACAGAUUUUCUGAGUUGUUCAAAUUGAUAAAACUAGAUAGUCAACUUGUUAAUUGAUGUAAUAAAAUGAUACGUUGAUUACUGUU